AUGUCCUGCACACUACUGCUAGCUCCUCUGCUCUGCGCGGCCGCUCCGAGUACACUCCGCGUCCGCCUCGAGCAGUGCGCCUCUCGUGGCCACGCCGGUUUGCCGUCGGUCCUGCUGCUGGCGGAGGAUGACAAAGGGCCGGCCGGCUCGUGUGCCAUCGCCGCUCUUCGAGUCUGCGCGGACGGCUUCGUCGACGCGGCAGCCGUUGCGCGGCCAUUUCUCUCCGCUCUGUACGUGGAGCCCCGCUGCCGCAGGCGCGGCGUCGGUCAAAGAUUGGUGUCGGAAGCCGAGAUAGUGGCGCGCGGGUGGGGAUACGGCUCGCUCUGCCUGCACGUUCACGAGCGCAACACCGCUGGGAUGCGCCUCUACGAGAAGCUAGGGUUCGCGACGGUCGAGGACGGCAGCGCGAGCUGGCGGGACUGGUCACUCUGGCACAACGACGAACCAUCGGGCGUGGGGUUCGCAUGGCCGUCGGUCGGGCGGCGCGUCUACAUGGAGCGGCUCCACGCUGGCGAGGAAACGCUCGCGCGGGGCAGUGAAGAGCGUGAAAGCUCCGGCACUUCCCCACAGGCCGGCUGA
This is a messenger RNA of Emiliania huxleyi CCMP1516, 579 nucleotides long. RefSeq lists its product as hypothetical. Lineage: Eukaryota; Haptophyta; Isochrysidales; Noelaerhabdaceae. The transcript has a single exon. The record is from RefSeq and is a predicted model, not a curated record. Gene Ontology annotation, molecular function: N-acetyltransferase activity. The coding region runs from base 1 to 579 and encodes 192 amino acids.